Messenger RNA from Microtus oregoni (creeping vole), 4774 nucleotides. It is a transcript of the gene Itga3, whose product is annotated as integrin subunit alpha 3. Gene Ontology annotation, biological process: integrin-mediated signaling pathway; cell-matrix adhesion; cell adhesion mediated by integrin. NCBI's taxonomy places the organism in Eukaryota, Metazoa, Chordata, Mammalia, Rodentia, Cricetidae. The record is from RefSeq and is a predicted model, not a curated record. Gene Ontology annotation, molecular function: integrin binding. The transcript is spliced from 25 exons. Gene Ontology annotation, cellular component: integrin complex; external side of plasma membrane. The coding region runs from base 458 to 3658 and encodes 1066 amino acids.
GCGGAGCUCGGGCUGGGCUCGCAAGGUGGGGAGGUGCAGGGCUGGGCAGUGGAGAGGCGGGGCACGCGCUGGCGAGAAUCCCUCCCUCCUGCUUUCUUGGCGGUCGAGGGUUUGCCUUUUCAGAUCCUCCACCUAGCUGGGAUCCAAAGAGCUAACACCACCAAGGGGGCGCGGCCGGGACCAUCUAGGGUGCCGGGUGCCCAAAGUCGGGCACGGUGACCUGUCCACCCAGCCAGCGGGAGAGUAGAUCCACGGACCUGGAGAGGAUUGGAGAAGCGCCACCCCGGAGCAGACGUGAAGCUGGCUGGACUAGGGCAAGAAAUUGCCUAGGACUUCGAGCGCAGUGGCGCUGCGGGCUCGGGUGUCCUCUGGCGGCGCCUGGAGCAGGUGAACCGUUCACCACCCCCAGUGUUGAGCGCUCUUGUGUUUUCGCCCGGCCCGGCUCACGCUCGCAGCCAUGGGCCCCGGCCCCCGCCGCGCGCCCCGCGACUCUGGCUGGAUGCUGGGCGCCCUGGCCUUGAUGGUGGCGGCUAGCGGCCGGGUAGCCUUCGCUUUCAACCUGGACACCCGAUUCCUGGUGGUGAAGGAGGCGGUGAACCCGGGUAGCCUUUUCGGCUACUCGGUCGCCCUCCAUCGGCAAACCGAGCGACAGCAGCGCUACCUGCUUCUGGCUGGUGCUCCCCGGGACCUCGCCGUGGCUGACGGCUACACCAACCGGACUGGCGCCGUGUACCUGUGCCCCCUCACCGCCCUCAAGAACGAUUGUGAACGGAUGGACAUCUCAGAGAAAAGUGACCCCGACCAUCACAUUAUUGAGGACAUGUGGCUUGGGGUGACGGUGGCCAGCCAGGGCCCCGCAGGUAGAGUGCUGGUCUGUGCCCAUCGCUAUACCCAGGUGCUAUGGUCUGGCACAGAAGACCAGCGGCGUAUGGUGGGCAAGUGUUAUGUGCGUGGCAACGACUUACAGCUGGACCCCGGCGAUGACUGGCAGACCUACCACAACGAGAUGUGUAACAGCAACACCGACUACUUGCAGACCGGCAUGUGCCAGCUGGGCACCAGCGGUGGCUUCACCCAGAACACCGUGUAUUUCGGUGCCCCUGGUGCCUACAACUGGAAAGGAAACAGCUACAUGAUUCAGCGGAAGGACUGGGAUUUAUCUGAAUAUAGCUACAAGGGCUCCGAGGACCAAGGAAACCUCUAUAUUGGGUACACGGUGCAGGUAGGCAGCGCCAUCCUCCACCCCAAGGACAUCACUGUUGUGACAGGUGCCCCACGGCACCAACAUAUGGGCGCUGUCUUCCUGCUGAGCCAAGAGUCAGGUGGAGACCUGCGGAGGAGGCAGGUGCUGGAGGGCACGCAGGUGGGCGCUUAUUUUGGCAGCGCCAUUGCUCUGGCAGACCUGAACAAUGAUGGGUGGCAGGACCUCCUGGUGGGCGCUCCCUACUACUUCGAACGGAAAGAGGAGGUAGGGGGUGCUGUCUAUGUCUUCAUGAACCAGGCGGGCACGUCCUUCCCGGAUCAACCUUCCCUCCUGCUUCACGGCCCUAGUCGCUCUGGCUUUGGCAUCUCUAUAGCCAGCAUUGGUGAUAUCAACCAGGAUGGAUUCCAGGACAUUGCUGUGGGAGCCCCAUUUGAGGGCUUGGGCACAGUGUACAUCUACCACAGCAGCUCCAGGGGGCUCCUCAGGCAGCCCCAGCAGAUAAUCCACGGAGAGAAACUCGGACUGCCUGGCUUGUCCACCUUCGGCUACUCUCUGAGUGGGAAGAUGGAUGUGGAUGAAAACUUCUAUCCAGACCUGCUAGUGGGAAGCCUGUCAGACCACAUUGUGCUGCUACGGGCUCGACCUGUCAUCAAUAUUCUUCAAAGGACCUUGGUGGCCAGGCCAGCUGUGUUGGACCCCUCGCUUUGUACACCGACCUCCUGUGUUCAGGUGGAGCUGUGCUUUGCCUACAACCAAAGUGCUGGGAACCCCAACUACAGGCGGAACAUUACCCUGGCGUACACACUGGAGGCUGACCGGGACCGCCGGCCCCCCAGGCUCCGAUUUGCCAGCAGCCAAUCGGCUGUGUUUCAUGGUUUCUUCUCCAUGCCGGAGAUGCAUUGCCAGACACUGGAAUUACUACUGAUGGACAAUGUCCGUGAUAAACUCCGUCCCAUCGUUAUUGCCAUGAACUACUCCUUACCUUUGCGCAUGCCCGAUCGCCUGAAGCUGGGCAUGCGGUCUCUGGAUGCCUACCCAGUUCUUAACCAGGCACAGGCUCUGGAGAACCACACUGAGGUCCACUUCCAGAAGGAGUGCGGGCCGGACAACAAGUGCGACAGUAACCUGCAGAUGCGAGCCGCCUUCGUGUCUGAGCAACUGCAGCCUCUAAGCAGGCUCCAGUACAGCAGAGACACCAAGAAACUGUUCUUGAGCAUCAAUGUGACCAAUAUGCCGAGCCACGAGCGUGCUGGGGAAGAUGCCCACGAGGCACUGCUCACCUUGGAGGUGCCACCCGCCCUGUUACUGUCCUCAGUGCGCCCAUCCGGGACCUGCCAAGCUAACGAGACCAUCCUGUGUGAGCUAGGAAACCCCUUCAAACGGAACCAGAGGAUGGAGCUGCUCAUUGCCUUUGAGGUCAUUGGGGUGACCCUGCACACAAGGGACCUUCAGGUGCAGCUGCAGCUCUCCACGUCAAGUCACCAGGACAACUUGCAGCCCAUGACCCUGACUUUGCAGGUGGACUACACGCUCCAGGCCUCACUCAACUUGAUGACACAUCGGCUACAGAGCUUCUUCGGUGGCACAGUAAUGGGUGAGGCUGGCAUGAAAACUGUGGAGGAUGUGGGCAGUCCCCUGAAAUACGAAUUCCAGGUGAGCCCAGUGGGAGAUGGGCUGGCGGCUUUGGGCACACUGGUCCUAGGUCUGGAAUGGCCCUAUGAAGUCGCCAAUGGCAAGUGGCUGCUGUACCCCACGGAGAUCAUCAUCCAUAGCAAUGGGUCCUGGCCCUGCCAGCCACCUGGAAGCCUCGUCAACCCUCUCAACCUUACUCUCUCUGACCCCGGAGACAAGCCACAUUCUCCACAGCGCAGGCGGAGACAGCUGGAUCCCGGGGGAGAACAGGGCCCCCCACCUGUCACACUGGCUGCUGCCAAAAAAGCCAAAUCUGAGACUCUGUUGACCUGUGCCAGUGGCCGUGCCCGCUGUGUGUGGCUGGAGUGCCCCCUUCCUGAUGCCUCCAACAUCACCAACGUGACUGUGAAGGCACGGGUGUGGAACAGCACCUUCAUCGAGGACUACAGAGACUUUGACAGAGUCAGGGUAGAUGGCUGGGCCACUUUGUUCCUACGAACCAGCAUCCCUACCAUCAACAUGGAGAACAAGACCACAUGGUUCUCAGUGGACAUUGACUCAGAGCUGGUGGAGGAGCUGCCUGCUGAGAUUGAGCUGUGGUUGGUCCUUGUGGCUGUCAGUGCCGGGCUGCUGCUUCUAGGGCUCAUCAUCAUCCUUCUGUGGAAGUGUGACUUCUUUAAGCCGACCCGAUACUACCGGAUCAUGCCCAAGUACCAUGCAGUGCGUAUUCGGGAGGAGGAGCGCUACCCGCCUCCAGGGAGCACCCUACCCACCAAGAAGCACUGGGUCACCAGCUGGCAGAUUCGGGACCGAUACUACUGAUAUCCUCCCUGCCACCACUCCCAAUUCUUCCUUUCUUCCUAUUUAUCAUAAAUUAUGACUCCGACAGUCCAAAAGGGGCCACACAAUUGGCUGGCACCAGUAGGCUCAAGCAUAUAUCCCUCUUCAGUGCAGGAAUGUUUUCUGGGGCCCUAGACUCUCCUUCAAGACCUUGUGAUGCUGAGCACAGCACAGCCCUGGACACUGGACAUACAGGGCCUACUGCUAAGGGCCUGUUCAGAUAUACCAUGGAAGAUGCCACGACCAAGCCUCUAUCUGUGCCAAAACCAAGCCAAAGCACCUCUACUGGGAGCCAGGAGGAAAAGGUCCCUGGUGUGGUGACAUCUCUCUUCCACACCAUAUACCCCUUGAGCCAUUGUCCCUGGACUGACUUUUCCGUCCAGAAUAAAACUACUGACGACAAGGACACAGUCGGGCCCAGCUGCAGUUCCUGGCACCCACUGGAGAGUAGGGGAUGUUUCUGUGACUUGUGUGCUCAGACCAAGAGCAAUGAACUUAAAAAAGCAGGUCCCCAGAAUGGGCUUUAUGAAUGGAUCUCCAAAACCUUGGCUACAGAUGGAGUUGGCAAGAAACGCAGCCCAGAGGAACAAAGCAAAACCAUGGACAACCUGGACACACUGUGCUGGGACUGACCUGGAGCAGGGUAGCAUCCUUCAGAGAGCAGGGGAUCAAUCCUGGCCCAGCAGAUAUUGGCAGGAUGCAGGGGAGAUACUUCUGACCCAUCCUGGCCACCUCAGCCUGAGCAAGGCCUGGAGACCCCACAAGACCAUGUGGGGUGUGAUACUUGAAUGUAGGGCAGGGGAGAGGCCAACCCCUGCCUCAGCUGGCCGGACUUCACUCCGCCCCCUUGACCACAGAGAUGGCAUUCUGAGCUAGCUGUCCAUGGCUUUCUGAGAAACCUCGCCCUCACCCUCCCCUAGGAGCUGCAUCCCCGUUCUAGCAGUGGAGGCUGAUUCCCAGGUCUGCUCCCUGAGCCCCGCCCACAGGCAGGCCCACUCCCCAGCUCUGCCCCUCCAAGGUACUAUAGCAGCUUCCCCUACCCUGUACCGUCUUUGUAUAUGGGCUUCUCACUAAAAUAAAUAAACAAUUCCAAGUUUG